This is a messenger RNA of Colletotrichum spaethianum, 822 nucleotides long. RefSeq lists its product as uncharacterized. Bases 1 to 822 code for a protein of 273 amino acids. NCBI's taxonomy places the organism in Eukaryota, Fungi, Ascomycota, Sordariomycetes, Glomerellales, Glomerellaceae. The transcript is spliced from 2 exons. The record is from RefSeq and is a predicted model, not a curated record.
AUGGCCCCUCCAACAGCCGCAAAACGCCCGCACGCCGCCGUGAGCAAAAGUGGCGCGAAUGUGUCCAUCACUGAACCAUGGACCGAAACACCAUACGCCAACUUUGACUGCUCGAAAUAUGACUACGUGCCGACCGAUGACGGCGGAUUCUGGCAAUUGCAACAGCAGCAUGCGCCUUCAGAACAGCUGCCCAACGUAGUACCGCUUAUUGCCACAAGCAAAUCGCCUAUACAGAAGCACCAGGACGUCGAAUGGACCUGUUUGUCGGCGGCAUGUCCAUCGAAGCCGUUCAAACGCAAAAUCGACCUUGACCGGCAUUACAUACAAGCCCACGCCGACAGCCAGGCACAGCCGUCACCUGCGCUUUCUUUCAAAGACAUCACGCCUGCGACGAGCAUUAGUAAUCCGAGCCCUAAAAUCACCACCAAAACGUCAGCCAACGGCAAACCCAAGGGUGCCGUGGGCGCCGGCGCGGUAGCCAAUGCAGGGAACAGGAAUAACAGCGUCAGCGGCACGGGCAAGGAGAAGGACGGGGCCUUUCUUUGCGACUACCCGGCCUGCAGUCGCAAGAACGAGCCUUUUAGCCGCAAAGACCGUUUGCGCGUCCACCUCACCGACGUGCACAAGGAGGACGUUGACAAGAAGACGGGAGACAUGUCGGACUCGUGGCUGCAGGAGCGCAAAAUCUAUCCCAAGUGGUGGCGCUGCACGAAGUGCCUCGACAGGGUCAAAAUUGAAGAGAGCGGAUGGGAGUGUCCCAAGGAUGGCUUCAAGAUCGAAGAAAGGCGGCGUGACUUUCGCCAAAAGCAGCAAGCCAUAUAA